Chlamydomonas reinhardtii is the source of this 2345-nucleotide messenger RNA. RefSeq lists its product as uncharacterized. NCBI's taxonomy places the organism in Eukaryota, Viridiplantae, Chlorophyta, Chlorophyceae, Chlamydomonadales, Chlamydomonadaceae. The record is from RefSeq and is a predicted model, not a curated record. Gene Ontology annotation, cellular component: mediator complex. The transcript is spliced from 8 exons. Gene Ontology annotation, molecular function: transcription coactivator activity. Gene Ontology annotation, biological process: regulation of transcription by RNA polymerase II. The coding region runs from base 243 to 2147 and encodes 634 amino acids.
CUUGCUUUCAAGUAUGCAGUUGCGCAGUAAAGCUGAAGGGCUGUAGUUGGAGCAAAAUCCCCUGCUUUCUACCCUCUCGCAAUCACUUUGCCAUGUCUGGUGUUCUUUAUAUAGAGACCUUAUAAUCCUAGCCAGGGAUCGCAUUCAAGACAGUGUCUUGGCGCCAGGCGCGCCAAAUGGGCAGGACUGCUCUGGCAAACCAGCCGUAGGCGUGGUGCUGAAGGCAGUAGGACAAAGCAGACAUGAACGCGGCGCAGGGCGGAGCGGCGCCUCAGGGCGCUGAGGCGACGGGGACCGCUGCGGUGAACCCGAAAUCCACGACGGUGACGCCACCCUCCGCAGCACUUGGGCACCUCAAGGAGGCGUUGCGCAUCCUCGAGAACACCCACACACUGUUCACGGGCAUGAAGGCCAAAGUGGUGUAUGCGUGCGGCGAGGGCCACUUGCUGGCGGCUGACGAUGGGCGGCAAUACCUGGCGCGAGUCAUCAAGACGCUGGAUGACGAGCACCGCGCCAUUCGGGCGGGUAUGCCGCGCUUCAAUGCGGCCAUUGAUAUUGCGAAAGCGGUUGGCAAGGCCUCGUCCCGGGCCAACGCGGCGGCAGCGGCCACCGGGGCCGUAGGACGCGCAGGCUCAGCCACAACCGCCGCCGCCGCUGCGGCCGCAGCGGCAGCCGCUGGGCCAGAGAGCUCCGCAGCCGCUGCGCUGCGGAGCCACUGCCGCAGCGUGGCGACGGCUCUGGACUGCGCCCUGACGGAGUCGCUGCUGGCAGGCGCCGCGGCGGAGGCAGCUCUGGAGCGGAAAGCCAAACGCCAGCGCCUUGAAGCGGACUCAAGUGCCGCGGCAGCUGUCGCGGGCGCGCCGGCUACCGCCACCAGCCCCAGCACAGCCGGCGCGGCGCCUGGAGUGUCCUCGCCCACCCUCAUGCCGUCCUCACCACCCACGCGCAGCGCUGCUUCCAGCGCAUUCGCGUCCGCCGCCCCGUCCUCAGCCCAUUCGCCGCUGCGCGCGGUGGAGCUACUCGGCGUGCUGCUGCGUGUACGCGCGCUGGAUGGGCCCGCGGGCGGCGUGGGGCCCACGCAAACGAACAACAGUGCGGGCACUGGCAGCUUGUUGGGCGGCAUGCGGCUGCACGUGUUGGAUGACGGCGGCAACCCCCUCGCGCUGCCGUCGAGUCUGCCGGCAGCGGUAGCAGCAGCCAUAGCCGCGGCGUCGGGGCCAGGCGCUGGUGGCGGCGCCAGCACUGCUGGUGGCAGUGGCGCCUCUGGUGGCCCGGGUGCGGGCGCCAGCGGGCCGGUGAGCUGGGGCGUGCUCAGCGGAAGCUGGCUGCAGCAGGUGGACAGCAAUUUACUGGCCACGGCAGCGGCCCGCAUUUCGCACGCGACACAGGUGCGCAUGCUGCUGCCGGGCGUGUUCGUGGCCAACGUGUUGCUGGAGGCGCCGGGGAGCGCCGUGCCGCUGCGGGUGGUGGUGGACGCGGCCGACAGGGCGUUCGACCUCGACCCGUGGGCGACGCCAACGCCUCAGGUGUUCCGUCGCCUCAGUGCGCUCGCCACCCGCGUGCUCGCCUACUUUAUCAAGCGCGCGCCGCUCAACGGCGAAGCCGCCCCUGCCCCCGGCAGCUCCGGUGUCGAUGCUCCUGCCGCCGCCUCCAGCCCCACCCGGCCGCUCUCCGCGGCUGCGGGUCCCAGCUCUCCGGGGUCACCACCUGGAGCAAACGGGCUUCCGACGAGCGUCGCUGCGCCGGUGGCUGUGCCGGCGGCCGAGGCGGCAUGUGCGCCGGGUCCGAGCGGCUCGGCCCUUGAGGACCUGUUGCUGUGGCUGUUGGGCUGCCGCGACCUGUUCUCCAAGCGCUGCGCCGCCACCGGCCGCCUCAUGGCGUGGGACCCGUCCGUGCAGUUCCCGGUGCCGCCCGUCUUCCGGCCCUUCAAGCUUCCCCGCGAGGAGCUGCGGCUGCGGGCGCUGGACCUCUCGCGUGUGGCGGCCUACCACAUGCACGUGGCCCCGGUGGAGCAGCUGGGCUGGGCGGAGGACGUGCCGGCGCAGGCGGCACUGGCGCUGGCCGGACAAGUAGCGGUCGGGAGCGUUGGUGGUGGAAGCGCGGGCGGAGGCACGGGGCAGCCACCUGCGGUGACGACCCCGUCCUAGCAGGCGGUUGAAGCGUGCGGUUGUCGAGGUUGUGUGCUUGGACCCAGAGCUCGGUCUGUUACCUUCGUACUAGUGUAGCGACCGGUGUGGGGUAGUCCAUCGAGUAACACAGAUGACGAAGAUGGCUUAAAAUUCGAAACGGAGACAAGCACGACAGAUGCUGUCGUAUGGAUGCGGAUGUUACAGAGGGGACAGUCC